Drosophila grimshawi is the source of this 1122-nucleotide messenger RNA. RefSeq names its product zinc finger protein 91. Gene Ontology annotation, cellular component: nucleus. NCBI's taxonomy places the organism in Eukaryota, Metazoa, Arthropoda, Insecta, Diptera, Drosophilidae. The transcript is spliced from 3 exons. The record is from RefSeq and is a predicted model, not a curated record. Gene Ontology annotation, biological process: regulation of transcription by RNA polymerase II. Bases 388 to 822 code for a protein of 144 amino acids.
GUUCGCGAGGUCGAGCUCCGAACUUAUUGUGAAUCCAGCGUUUGUCAACAAAUAAAUUGUAUAAAAAAAUAAAACUGUUAUAUAACAGUAAACAAAUAUUGUGCUUUGUCUUUUAUAAUAAUUUUAAUCUAAUGUGAAAUAAUUUCUGCAGCAAGAAUAAUAAGCAGAUGGUUUAGUAUGGUGCAAGCAUAGCAAGCGACAGGAUUUGGGAUGUUGAAAUAUUUCAAUUAAAUAUAAAUAAAUAAAAAAAAUAUUACACUAUUUAUAGGUACAGCAAUGGAAUAUAACUAUGCCAGCUGCUAAAUGAGUCACGCGUUGCUAUUUUUAAUCAAGAAAGCACUCCGUAUAACGUGGCGUCAUCUGAACUGAACUAUCGAUAUAUAUCAAAUGUAUAAAAUAAAAAUGGAUGAAAAUAAGAGUUUUCGCUGUAGCGAAGAUGGUUGCGGCAAGGCGUUCUGGUUUAAGGCAGCACUGAAGCGACACAUGAACACCCACAAGGAGGUCGAUCCGGAUGAGCCGACAAUCUCCUGGGGCUGCAGCGAAUGCUGUAAAGUGUUUGCUAAAGUGGAAACGCUGCGUCGUCACUACAAAACGAGUCAUGGCUCGGUUCAAAUAUAUACCUGCGAAGUCCCGGACUGCAAUCAAAUGUUUCAGCGCAAGGAUAAUUUGACGCGACAUGCCGCCUCGCACGGCGAUAAUAAACAUAGCUGCGAAACCUGUGGCAAAUCCUUUGCCAGAAAGGACGCAUUGACCAGGCACAAAACCAUUCACACGAGACAAAAUCAAAUAUCGGCUGGACUCGAAUGCGUUUCUGCUGAAUGAAACAAGUUCGAGUCCAGCCACUCUGCAAAUCCAUCGAAGAUAGUGGCACUCAAUUCUGACUUGGGUUUAAUGUGCCCCCUCAAUUCUAGGUCAGUUACUAAAAGUUAGAAAACAGCGUUCCAAGUUUGUGUGGAUUUAGCUGCAUUAUAAGCAAGAGUACAUGUAUAAGCAUAUGAAAGACAAAAUAUUUAAUGAAAGAUAUUAACAAUUACUAGCUAUUUAUAUGGGAUUAUAUAAAAGAAACUGUAAAAAAAACUAGCUAUAAAUAUGGGAUUAUAUAAAAUAAACUGUAAUAAAAAC